AUGAAAACAGGUUUUUAUCCCAAAGUAAUAGAAAUACUUAAUUUGCUUUAUAAUAACUUUGAUCAAAUGACAAAUAGAGUUAAAUUAAAAGAUUUUUGUAUAAUAGCAUCAGAUAAUUUAAGGAAAUAUAACAAUAACACUGUUAAUUUAGAAUUGAAUUGUUUGUUUCAUCAAAAUGAUUUAUUUGAUAUUAAAUUAGGUAUUAAAGAUAUGAACGGGGUAAUUUAUAUAGAUGCAUCACCAUUUAUUUCAUUUCCUAUAAAAAUUUACCAAAGUAAUAUAAGAGUAUUUCUUUGUGCAUUUUAUAAAAGAAAUUUGUCAGUUAAUUUUAAACUAACAAAUGAUACACUUAUUAAAAUUGAUUAA
Hepatospora eriocheir is the source of this 366-nucleotide messenger RNA. The record is from the annotation of a GenBank genome assembly. NCBI's taxonomy places the organism in Eukaryota, Fungi, Microsporidia, Hepatosporidae.